GGCAACACGCCGAGUAGUGACGUCAUCACGCACUCCUGCAAGAGCGGGACUUUGAGAAGGAGAAUCCCAGCCUUUGUCAUCCCAGGUUUGCCUGAAUUCUGAUGUCCCGUACUGCUCUAACCUUCCUUCAUGAGUGUCUUGCUGGUCGAGGCUUUCUAUGGUGGCUCCCAUAAGCAGCUGAUUGAUCUUCUGCAGGAGAGUGUGGCUGACACUUUGACCUACACACUUCCUGCUAAGAAAUGGCACUGGAGGGCACGAACCUCAGCACUGUACUUCAUGCAGGCAAUUCCAAGCAGCCCACAAUACAGGGUUUUGUUCACAAGUUCUGUGCUGAACCUUGCAGAACUGGUGGCUCUGCGACCAGAUCUCGCCCCUCUGAAGAAGAUCCUGUACUUCCACGAAAACCAGCUAAUUUAUCCGGUUCGUAAAAGCCAAGAGAGAGACUUCCAGUACAGCUACAACCAGAUCCUUUCAUGCCUAGUGGCAGACAUCGUGGUGUUUAAUUCUGCCUUCAACAUGGACUCGUUCCUGUCCUCCAUCUCCAGCUUCACGAAGACGAUGCCUGAUUACCGGCCCAAAGGCCUGGACCAGCUCAUCCGGCCCAAAUGCCGCGUGCUCCACUUCCCCAUCCGCUUCCCCGACGUCACGAGAUUCCUGCCUGAUCACAAACUUCUGCUAAGGGAAACUCAGCCACUGUGUAACACAAGCUCCCAGGAUUCCCAAAAUCGCUCCGAGACAGCAGCACGGUGCUUUGAGUCUGCACAGAAAAGUGAGUGUGGAUCAGAAGAGCUUGAGAGCAACACCGAAAAAAACCCGGAUUCAGAAUCAGGACUACCACGGCCUCUUCACAUCGUCUGGCCUCAUCGCUGGGAACAUGAUAAAGACCCUGAGAUGUUCUUCCAGACCUUGCUGAAGCUCAAAGAACGCAAACUGAACUUUGAAGUGUCGGUCCUUGGUGAAACAUUUACCGACGUGCCAGACGUUUUCACCGAGGCCAAAGAACAGUUGGCACACCACAUUCGCCACUGGGGUUUCAUGGCCAGUAAGGAAGACUACCUCAGAACCCUGUGCCAGGCGGAUGUUGUCGUUUCUACAGCAAGGCAUGAGUUCUUCGGUGUGGCCAUGUUGGAAGCAGUGCAUUGUGGGUGCUAUCCUUUGUGUCCGAAGGCUCUCGUCUACCCUGAAAUUUUUCCUGGUUCGUAUCUGUACUCAACACCCGAGCAACUGUGCAAGAGACUUCAGGGAUUCUGUAAACAUCCCCACCUAGUGAGGAAACACGUCAUUCAGGUGAACACAAACAAGUUUUCCUGGGACACUUUGGGAGAAGAGUACAGAUUACUGCUGAGCACAGGGCAUCCAAUUUCUACCCGUCAAUCAUCCUCUCACUAAUGCUGGUCCCUGCUCCUGAUUAAGGAGGACGAGGCUGCUCCACGCCCCCCUCCGACACGUGCACAGCAAUCGAACAUCUUAUCACCUACACUUGACGAGUGCAGUGCAGAACAGCACUGUGCACGGAGAGCCACACCCUCUACCGCACUCCUUCCCCAUCUCCGUGCAGGCGCCACCAACCAGCCAGCAAAGGUCGUAAUCGCACUAGUCUGAGAGAGAGUCCCCAUCCGGCUUAGACCCGCCCCUUAUCCGAACAACAGGCCAAUCGUUGUUCAUGUAGCCACUCAGCCUCAGCCGGCAAGGCAGGGCCGAUAUUCGAUACGAUGUAUUUGAGAUCUCAGCUCUGGUGAACAGCGUGUGUUUUACUGCUGCACCAUCUGAGCGGCAUCAUUACCAUUUUAAAUGUGCUUGAGUCUAUAUUUGAAGUUUCGCAGUGCUUUCAAUCACCGAAUGUCCAGCUUUCAUGGCUUUUUGUGUCCUGCAGCUAAUGGUUAUGAAACUCUUAUUGUUGUUGCUUUUUUUUUGUUUUUUUAAUAUGAACGAAGUGAAACAAGUGAGUUGAUAUGAACAGCUGCUUUGGAACAAAAGGGGUGGAAAAAGAUUUUGUAUGUUAUGUUGGUGUUUUCGUGAAUUGUUUGAUUCAUUAAAUGUAACCAAAAUCAUUUUAAAAACGUUAUUUGUGUUGUUCUUUAAUAAU
Trichomycterus rosablanca is the source of this 2086-nucleotide messenger RNA. RefSeq names its product glycosyltransferase-like domain containing 1 (gene qtman). Gene Ontology annotation, molecular function: glycosyltransferase activity. Lineage: Eukaryota; Metazoa; Chordata; Actinopteri; Siluriformes; Trichomycteridae. The transcript is spliced from 12 exons. The coding region runs from base 130 to 1389 and encodes 419 amino acids. The record is from RefSeq and is a predicted model, not a curated record.